Molecule: messenger RNA, 4141 nt
Organism: Macadamia integrifolia
Lineage: Eukaryota; Viridiplantae; Streptophyta; Magnoliopsida; Proteales; Proteaceae
Product: disease resistance protein RUN1-like
Exons: 5
Coding region: 66-3776 (1236 amino acids)
Biological process (GO): signal transduction; defense response
Molecular function (GO): ADP binding; ATP hydrolysis activity
Source: RefSeq, a predicted model, not a curated record
GUGAGUAAACAAGGAAAAAGAAAGAGAGCUCCAAAACCAUCUUUCUCUGCAACUAUUGCAACUUCAUGGCUUCAUCAUCAUCAUCAGGGGUUACUACUUCAUCUGCCUCCUCUCGCCGGCCUUCUCUUAAUAACUAUGAUGUGUUUAUCAAUUUUAGAGGUCAAGAUACUCGUACAAACUUCGUGAGUCUGCUUUACAAAGAUCUAAUGAGAGAAGGAAUCUAUGCCUACAGAGAUAGCGAAGAACUCUGGGAAGGAGAAGAGAUUUGUCCGUCACUUCUUAGAGCAAUCCAAGGAUCUGAAAUCUCAAUUCCUGUCUUCUCUAAAAACUACUCAGAUAGCAAAUAUUGUCUCCUGGAACUUGCUGAGAUAUGGGAUUGCCAUUUAUCUAAUGGUCAAACCAUUUUGCCUGUAUUCAUUGAUGUUGAGCCACGAGAUGUUCGACAUCAGACUGGAAGUUUUGAGGGACCAUUUCAUGAACACCAGAUGAAUGAGUCUGCUGAAGUCAACAGUUGGAAGAAUGCUUUGAAAGAGGUGGGAAAUCUAAAGGGAUGGCCUCUCAAGGGGGAUGCAACUAUUGAGGAUCAAUCAAAUUUAGUCGAGUUAAUUGUUCAAAGGGUUUUGAAAGAACUUAGCAGCUCCACCUUGGAUGAAUGUAAACACCCUGUUGGAAUAGAUUCCCACAUAGAUGCAUUACGAUCUUUAUUGGAAGUUGGUUCCAAUGAUGUAAGAUUUGUGGCAAUAGUUGGCAUGGGUGGCCUCGGAAAGACAACUAUCGCAAAAGCUAUCUAUAAUCGCAUCUUUAGAAGCUUUAGUGGGAGUAGUUUUCUUCCCGAUAUAAGAGAAAAAGCAGCAAAAGGAAAUAUUGGUCUAGUUUCCUUACAAAAGAGACUUCUUAAAGAUAUCUUGAAAAGGAAGCAUGAUGUGAGUAUUGUUUCUCAAGGAUCAACAUUGAUAGAAAAACUACUUUAUAAAAAAAAUGUUCUUCUUAUUCUUGAUGAUGUGGACGAUCAUGUACAACUUGAUGUAUUAGUUGGUGGAAUCAAUUGGUUUGGUCAAGGAAGUAGGGUCAUAAUAACAACUAGAGAUGUCCAAAGUUUGAAUGCACAUAAAGUUGAUAAAGACAUUCAAAUAUAUAUGCCUGACGUACUGAAUUUUGGCUAUUCUCUUCAACUUUUUAGUUUGUAUGCCUUUUCAAAGAACAAACCUCCAGAAAAUUUUGAGCAACUUUCACAUGAAAUCGUAGACUUUGCUGAUGGGUUACCCCUAACUCUAGAGGUGUUGGGUUCUUUUUUGUUUGGAAAAGAAAAAGAAGAAUGGGAAGAUACAUUAGAAGGACUGAAAGAUAUCUUUAAUAAGGAGGCCUCUGGAAUGUUGAUAAAAAGUUAUGACGAAAAGGUCUUUGCAAGGUUGAUGAUAAGUUAUGAUAAACUAAGUGAUCAUGCGAAAACUAUAUUUCUUGAUAUUGCAUGCCAUUUCAAUGGAUGGAAAGCAGAUAUAGCAAUUUCAAUAUGGGAAGCUUGUGAAUUACAUCCUAAAUUAGCAAUAAAAGAACUCAGUCAAAGGCACCUACUAAAGAUAGAGACUGAUAAUUAUGUUGUGGAGAGAUUGAGAAUGCAUGAUCAACUUCGAUAUAUGGGAAGGAGAAUUAUCGAAAAAGAUAGCUAUGGGGACCCCAACAAGAGUAGUAGAUUGUGGUCACAUGAAGCAAUCUUAAAAAUAUUAAAAAAAGGCACGGGAACUCAAAUGGUUGAAGGUAUCAUCAUUCCCUUUGAUGUGGUCAUAGAUGAUUUAAGCUUUGAAGACUUUGCGAAGAUGCCCAAUUUAAGAUUUAUCCAAGAUGUCAGACUUUUCGGUAAUAACAAUAUCAAUGGGGAUUUUUUUCAUCUUCCUUCUCAAUUAAGAUUUUUCCGUUGCCCUUUGAAAAUUGUUCCAACCAAUUUUUAUCAUGAGGAACUAAUUCAUCUUGACUUAUCAAGAAGUGACAUCAACCUAGAUUGGAAUGAUAAACCUCAAAAUAAAAAUAAGAGGUUUCAAAAGUUGAAGGUUCUUAUUCUCCAGAGGUGUCGCCAUCUUUCAGACUCUCCCGACUUCUUCUCAUGGUUUCCAUGCUUACAAAGAUUGGAUCUCACAUGGUGCACUUCUCUUUUGAAACUUCGAGAUAGUAUUUGUCAGAUGGCUUCUCUCAAAAGUCUUAUUCUCAAUUAUUGUGUUUCAAUCAACAAGUUUCCUACAUCCAUAGGUAAUAUAAAACAUUUGGUUGAGCUUUCAGUAAGUGGAACCGAAAUUGAAGAACUACCUGAUGGUAUUGGACAAUUAGAGAAGCUUAAGAAGUUAGAUGUUUCAUUUUGCCAUAAGUUGGUGAGGCUACCAACAUCAAUGGGUAGAAUGAAGAGUUUGGUUUACUUUGAUCUAUCUGAUACUAUGAUUGUAAAAUUACCAGAUGAUUUUUCAAAACUGAUCUCAAGCUUAGAGGUGUUAAGAAUGGGCAUGGCAGAACCAAAUUAUCAGAUAGACUGCCAGAAGAGUCUUCAACCACUCCUAAUCAGCAUGAGUGAUUUUGCUUCUCAACUUCAGGUUCUAUGUUUGGCAGGCUACAUGAGCCUUGAAUCUCUUCCAAAGCUUCCCUCCAGUUUAACUCAUCUAGAAGUUAAGAAGUGUAUUUCACUGCAGAUAAUUUCAGAUCUAUCUCACUUGGAAAGUUUGAAGGAAUUAUUGCUUUAUGAUUGUGAUUCAUUGUUAAGAUUACCGGAUUUGUUAAACCUGAAAAGAAUGAUGAUAUUAGAGAUUGGAGAUUGUGAAAAUCUAGAGAAAAUUCAGGGCCUUGAAAGACUAGAAUCCUUGCAAGUGUUGAGACUGCUGAGUUGCCCCAAAUUAACAGAGUUACCUGAUUUUUCAAACCUGAAAAUUUUGAGAGAAUUAGAGAUUAGCGAAUUUGAAAAUCUAGAGAUAAUUCACUGCAAAGGACUAGAUUCUUUGGAACACUUGAAAGUGAAAAGUUGCCACAAAUUAACAGAGUUACCUGAUAUAUCGAAGCUAAAAAGAUUGUGGAGAAUAGAGAUUAAUCAUUGUGCAAAUCUAGAGAAAAUUCAGAGCUUGGAAGGAGCAGACUCUUUAAAAGCAUUCGAUAUGUCGUUAUGCUUCAAAUUAACAGAGACAUUGAGGAAGAUACAUGGGCAGGGAAGACUUGUUGGUAAUGUUGAGGAAGAUGGUCAGGGAACUAACUCAAUUGUUGCUGAUGAUCAUGACAUCUAUCAAGGCUCACCAAUUCUAUGUGUUGUUUUUGCAUUGAAAUCUUGGAAACAAAUUAAGUUUGUGGAUGGUGAGCUAUUAUCCAUCAAUCUUGUGACUGAGGCUGAUAUCCUUUGGAGAGGACGAAGGAUAUGGUGUCGCCAUUCGAUUAUAGCUGAGGGCAUUGAGUUCACUAAUAAGAGAGACAUAAUCUACAUCCACCAUUUCAAAGGGUUUGAUUGGUUUGGGUUUCCUCUGGAAAGCAAAGAUGCUAUCGAGAGAUUAAGUGUAGAGAUAGUCGAAAUAUUCAGAUACUCAGAUUCUGACUCCUACUAUAACGAUGAUAGGUUCGCCCAAGUGGAACUCAUUAAGGUGUUGUUCGAAGACAAGGAUUCAGAGCAGCAAAUGCCUAACCAAGAAUCCAGUGCUUUGUUGGUCGCAGAUUUCUUCAGAUGGUCUAAUGCUGACCAUGAUGAUGAAGAAGUGGAGGAGGAAGAAAAUGCUGAUGAUGAUGAAGAGGAGAAGGGGAAGAGGAAGAGAGGCUGAAGCACAGCAAGAGAGCUCAUCUUCACUUGUGCCUGCAUAGAAAUUAAUCUUUAUGUUGUUCACUCUGCCCCUGUAUUUUCGAUAGCAAUUAAUGUGUCAAAUUUCUUUUUCUGGUAGUACUAGGAUGGCCUCUAUUUCUCAUAUUUUUGUUAUUUUUGUUCUUGUGAAUAGUGAUCAAAGCCAAACAAGGGUAAUGGUUUGGAUUUGGAGAAGUAUUUAGGGACACAAACCUUACAAGAGGUCAUAGUCAUUGUUUUAGUUUCUCCAGUAACCAAACCAAGAUUUGUUUCCUAUGAGAUAAUGAAGAACCACCAGACGGUUGGACUUAUUGGUCAACCUUCCAUAAUAGUUGUAAGUUUUUGGGA